Molecule: messenger RNA, 876 nt
Organism: Drosophila pseudoobscura
Lineage: Eukaryota; Metazoa; Arthropoda; Insecta; Diptera; Drosophilidae
Product: sodium/potassium-transporting ATPase subunit alpha
Exons: 2
Coding region: 72-821 (249 amino acids)
Biological process (GO): intracellular sodium ion homeostasis; sodium ion export across plasma membrane; potassium ion import across plasma membrane
Cellular component (GO): plasma membrane
Molecular function (GO): P-type sodium:potassium-exchanging transporter activity
Source: RefSeq, a predicted model, not a curated record
AUUUACGGCCGUUCCUGUUCUACACGCUAGAAACACAAUCGGCUUCGAAUUGCCUAGCAUUUCCCGUAAAUAUGGAACGCCUGAAAAGGAUGAACUGGAAAUGGAAGUGGAAUCGAGAGGGCGAAGGAAAUGGACAAUUCAAGAAGGAAGAAACGAAAACCGAAAACGAGCUGUGGCUGGAGUACUUUUCUGGGCAUCUGCAUGUCUGGCCCUUCGAGGAGCUCUGCUCUAGGCUGGAAACGAAUCCUUCUCUGGGCCUGAGCGAAGAAGUGGCGGAGCAGCGCCUGGCCCGGAACGGAAAGAACACAUUUUGCUUGCCUGCCCAGCUGAAUUCGCCUUUGUGGAAACUCUUGGACAACUGCUUCUGGUGCUUGGCGAUCAUCAUCCUGCUGAUUGCGUCGAUCUGCUUCGUCUUGCACCACGGCGAGGUCGAGCGUCACCCAACCACGAACGUCGACCCGGAGUACCUGAUAGCGGGCAUAUUUAUACUCCUAAUUUUGCUUCUAUCGGCAGGGAUGAUUCUUCUGCAGCGGAACGACGAUUCUGCGGUGGUAGAGGCUUUCGAGGAUCUGAUGCCCAUGUACUGCACUGUAAUUCGGGACGGGGAGAAGCAGGUCAUCCUAUCCGAGAACGUGGUUCAGGGCGACGUCCUGCCGAUAGCCUACGGACAGCGACUGCCAGCUGAUUUGCGCUUUUUUAGCUCCAUCGGCCUGGAGGUCAACAACGUGGCCCUCACGGGGCUCUCCCGUCCCGUGGAGAUCAAUCAUCUGGUGAGGGAAGGGGUGCCCAGGCGCCCUGACGUAGUAGUCCCAGUCGCUUGACAGCUCUCUGUAUCCAACAUUAUUGAAUUUAGAAAAUAAAAUAAGUGAGAAAUGA